AUGCUUCACCGUGGCGCCAUCAUACGCCGGGCUUCAAAGUUUCGGGCUCUGAGUCCCAGCCAGCUACGCUACGCCAACAGCCUGGCUUCCUAUCAGAAGACCCAUGGAUCCGACCCUAGAACGUCCCUAGGAGCUUCCAUUGGAACAAAGCAAACUAUAAGUUUGGCUACCUCUGGUGCACAAAAGCCAUCAUGGGAACUGGCGCGUGCUAAGAUAGAGAGCGAGUAUGACGAUUCAAUGGUUGGGUUGAAGGGGGGCCAAAUAUUUCACGAGAUGAUGAAACGACAUGGCGUGAAACAUAUAUUUGGAUACCCUGGGGGUGCCAUUCUUCCGGUUUUUGAUGCCAUUUACGAGUCAAGCCACUUUGAUUUCAUUCUACCCAAACACGAACAAGGUGCUGGGCAUAUGGCACAGGGAUAUGCGCGGGCUACCGGAAAACCAGGCGUCGUACUUGUUACGUCUGGCCCUGGGGUGACGAACAUGGUAACACCCAUGCAGGACGCUCUAUCCGACGGCACUCCGAUCGUAGUCUUCUGCGGCCAGGUUCCUACAAGGGCCAUUGGCACUGACGCGUUCCAGGAAUCUGAUGCCGUGGGGAUCUGCGGGGCCUGUUCGAAAUGGGCUGUGACGGUCAAUUCCAUUGACGAGCUUCCCCAGCGCAUCACUGAAGCUUUCGAUAUUGCCACGUCAGGUAGGCCCGGCCCGGUUCUGGUCUCCUUACCAAGUGACGUUACGGCAAGUACGCUUCAAAGACCCAUCUCUACAAAAUCCAUGCUGCCAUCUCGUCGUCGUGUCGAAUCUCGUGCUAGAGCGACCGACAUUCAGAGCAAAGAACUUGAAGAAACUCUCAACCGGGUAGCAAGGCUGGUUAAUCUAGCUCGCAAGCCUGUUAUAUAUGCUGGACAAGGAAUCAUUCUACCCGAGAAUGGCCCAGAGUUACUCAAGGAACUAGCAGAUAAGUGCUCUAUCCCUGUAACAACAUCGCUUCAGGGGCUCGGUGCUUUCGACGAGCUCGAUGACAAGGCCCUUCAUAUGCUCGGGCUACACGGAACCGCUUACGCCAACAUGGCGGUCCAAAAUGCUGAUCUGAUUUUGGCCCUUGGUGCUCGUUUUGACGACCGCGUCACCAUGGACGUGUCGAAGUUUGCCCCGGCCGCGUUCACUGCCGAGAAAGAAGGACGAGGCGGCGUCGUGCAUUUUGAGAUACUACCAAAGAACAUAAAUAAGGUGGUUAACGCUACUGAGGCUGUCGAAGGGGAUGUGUCAACCAAUUUAAGACUCCUCUUGCCCCUGCUUCGAGCAGUUGAUCCCCUCGACGAGUCACGUAAAGAGUGGCUAUCUGCUAUUCAGGAAUGGAAGAGUACCUGGCCAAUAUCGGACUUCGAUCGGACCAGUCGGCCCGAAUUGAUCAAGCCGCAGGUUGUCGUCGAACGACUGAGUCACCUAGUCGAGGAUCGAAAGGAGGACGUAUUUAUCACAACCGGUGUUGGGCAACAUCAGAUGUGGGCUGCCCAACAUUUCAGGUGGAGGAAACCGCGCUCAAUGAUCACCUCGGGCGGACUGGGUACAAUGGGAUUUGGCUUACCGGCGGCUAUCGGUGCCAAGGUUGCGCAUCCAGACGCACUGGUGAUUGACAUUGACGGCGAUGCGUCAUUCAGCAUGACCUUGACCGAGUUAUCAACAGCGGCUCAAUUCAAUGUCGGCGUGAAGAUCCUGCUGCUAAACAACGAUGAGCAGGGCAUGGUCACGCAGCUGCAGAAUUCUUACUAUGAGGAUCGCUAUGCACAUGCGCAUCACGAGAAUCCCGACUUUGUGACGUUAGCUGAGUCUAUGCAUGUGAAAGCCCGCCGUGUCUCUGAUCCCCGAGAAUUGGAUGAGAGUCUCGCCUGGCUCUUGGAAACGCCAGGUCCAGCUCUUCUUGAGGUAGUGACAGACAGGAAAGUUCCUGUGCUGCCGACCGUUCCAUCUGGACGCGGCCUUGAUGAAUUCAUACCAUACAGCCAAGAAAAGGAGAUUCAAAGGCGGGAACUCAUUCGGCGGCGAACACAGGGUCUUCAUGGUUGA
Molecule: messenger RNA, 2064 nt
Organism: Clonostachys byssicola
Lineage: Eukaryota; Fungi; Ascomycota; Sordariomycetes; Hypocreales; Bionectriaceae
Source: the annotation of a GenBank genome assembly